AUGGACCCACUGUUCAAAAAAGUACUGUUGCGAACACUGCUUUACUUGUUAUUUCUCCUUCCCAGUGCUUGGCUCUUUCUGCAAGUGGAGUACACGGAGGAAGACGAGGAAGAAACAAAGUAUCAAGUGUUGCACUCCCUGCAAGAAUUCAUGAUAUCUAAAUACAAUAUAACCACCGAAGAGUUCAUUAACUUCUCUCAUAUCGCACACGAGGCCCUAAGUGAUCCGAAACCUAAGUGGACCUUUUCGUCUGCCCUUGAUUUCGUCUUUCAAGCUUGGUCCACCAUAGGUUACGGGUACAUCACUCCUCAAACAUGUUCAGGCAGAAUUUUGUGCAUCAUUGUUUGUUUAUAUGGGAUUCCUAUCACCCUGCUCUUGUUAAAAUCCAUUGGGGAGCUGAUUACCAGCCGUGUUAAUGCCGUAGUCAGACGUUUCGAAAAGAAAUUCUUGAAUACACUGGAGCCGAAACAUAUUCAAACUAAGACUGCUGUUGUUUUGGUAUCGUCGAUGAUAUUGCUGAUGACGGCAUAUGGAUCUUUGGUACCGUAUCUUUUAGGUUGGACUUUUGACGAAGGAGUAUAUUAUUCUUUUAUAACAUUUUCUACAAUCGGUUUUGGAGACUAUGUUUUACAUACUAAAUCCGGAAUCAAAAGUCUCGAGAGAUUAUUUUCAAAAAACUCCUCAAGGCAGGAAGGAAGCAAAUUUAGAGUAGCUCACUCAGAGGAUACCAUUUACUCGGUUAUCCACAAUGUAUUGGCGUCAUUGUAUUGCAUGUUCGGUCUGUGUGUGGUAUCUGGUGUGAUUAAUUCCAUCAUGACUGCCUUGGAAGAAACGAAAAAUCCCCUCACCCGGCGUGCUACUGGAUGCAUCCCUCGAAAAACUCAUAACCACAUCGGGAUAGAUCUAGCCAGUUGUUCGCAGCGUGAAGAACAUGAAGAAAUGCAACACUCAGACGUUCAAACUGUAGAGGGCAAUCUGUCACGGUCGGUUGCAGAAAUAAAAUAA
This is a messenger RNA of Pocillopora damicornis (cauliflower coral), 1005 nucleotides long. RefSeq names its product potassium channel, subfamily K, member 16-like. The record is from RefSeq and is a predicted model, not a curated record. Gene Ontology annotation, molecular function: potassium ion leak channel activity; outward rectifier potassium channel activity. NCBI's taxonomy places the organism in Eukaryota, Metazoa, Cnidaria, Anthozoa, Scleractinia, Pocilloporidae. Gene Ontology annotation, cellular component: plasma membrane. Gene Ontology annotation, biological process: potassium ion transmembrane transport; stabilization of membrane potential.